Myotis brandtii (Brandt's bat) is the source of this 2441-nucleotide messenger RNA. It is a transcript of the gene FLVCR1, whose product is annotated as feline leukemia virus subgroup C cellular receptor 1. Gene Ontology annotation, biological process: erythrocyte differentiation; mitochondrial transport; heme export. Gene Ontology annotation, cellular component: mitochondrion; membrane. The transcript is spliced from 10 exons. The record is from RefSeq and is a predicted model, not a curated record. Lineage: Eukaryota; Metazoa; Chordata; Mammalia; Chiroptera; Vespertilionidae. The coding region runs from base 72 to 1385 and encodes 437 amino acids. Gene Ontology annotation, molecular function: heme binding; heme transmembrane transporter activity.
GCUCCCCGGCGCCCCGGACGGCGCUCUCCGCGCGGCGCUUUGCGGUGCUCCUGAUCUUCAGCCUGUACUCGAUGGUCAACGCCUUUCAGUGGAUCCAGUACAGCAUCAUCAGCAACGUCUUCGAGGGCUUCUACGGCGUCUCCUCACUGCACAUCAACUGGCUGUCCAUGGUGUACAUGCUGGCGUACGUGCCCCUCAUCUUCCCAGCUACCUGGCUGCUGGACACCAAGGGCCUGCGCCUCACCGCCCUGCUGGGCUCCGGCCUCAACUGCCUGGGCGCCUGGGUCAAGUGCGGCAGCGUGCAGCAGCACCUGUUCUGGGUCACCAUGCUGGGCCAGGCCCUGUGCUCCGUGGCCCAGGUGUUCAUCCUGGGCUUGCCCUCCCGCAUCGCCUCGGUGUGGUUUGGGCCCAAAGAGGUGUCCACAGCUUGUUCCACCGCCGUGCUCGGCAAUCAGCUUGGAACUGCAGUUGGCUUUUUGCUACCACCAGUGUUGGUGCCCAACACAGUGAACAACACGGAUCUUUUGGCUUAUAAUAUCAGUACCAUGUUUUAUGGAACAUCAGCCAUCGCCACACUUUUAUUUAUUUUAACAAUAAUUGCAUUCAAAGAAAAACCUCGCUAUCCACCAAGUCGGGCUCAAGCAGCCAUUCAAGACAGUCCCCCUACAGAGUACUCCUAUAAGAACUCAAUAAUGAACCUGUUUAAAAACAUGCCUUUUGUCCUUCUAUUGAUCACAUAUGGUAUCAUGACUGGAGCAUUUUAUUCAGUCUCAACAUUAUUAAAUCAAAUGAUACUGACGUAUUAUAAGGGAGAAGAGGAGAAUGCUGGGAGGAUUGGGCUAACACUGGUGAUCGCUGGAAUGGUGGGCUCCAUUCUCUGUGGCUUAUGGCUGGAUUAUACCAAAACAUACAAACAGACUACUCUGGUAGUUUACAUUUUGUCUUUUUUGGGAAUGGUUAUAUUUACUUUCACACUGGACCUUGAAUACAUUAUCAUCGUGUUUGUUACUGGAGGGGUGCUUGGUUUCUUCAUGACUGGUUACCUCCCCUUGGGCUUUGAGUUUGCUGUGGAAAUCACGUACCCUGAGUCUGAAGGUACUUCAUCCGGUCUUCUCAAUGCUGCUGCACAGAUUUUUGGAAUUCUGUUCACCCUGGCUCAAGGAAAGCUCACAUCAGACUAUGAUCCGAGGGCAGGAAACAUAUUCCUCUGCGCUUGGAUGUUUGUAGGCAUCAUUUUCACAGCAUUAAUCAAGUCUGAUCUGAGAAGACACAAUAUAAACACAGGAAUUACAAACGGCGAUAUUAAAGCUGUGCCAGUUGAUAGUCCCACAGAUGAAGAAUCAAAAACUGUUAUGAUGUCCAAGCAGUCAGAACCAGCAAUUUGAGCUGAAAGGAAAAGUUAGUAUCAUGUGAUAUUUGAGCUGUAAGGCUUGGUUCAUAGGUUAUGAGAAAUGGACACUUACUUGAAAAUUACUGUAUGGCUCCUACAUGCAGUCACUGUUUUGCUUAAUUGUUAACUGAAGCAAUAUUUUGCUUACAUCCUUUUAACACUACCAUUAUUUAACGAGUGUCCCAUUUUUAGUCUUCUAUCAUCUAUCUCAAAGUAAGCUUCUUGAUAUUUAUUUUUCAAAAGUCAAUGUUUUUCUUUUUUGUGGAAAGUGGAAGCUUACAUGGCUUUCUAAAAUGAUCGUGUGGAGGUCUAAUCCCUUUAAGUCACAGAAGAGGAUGUGCAAUUUAUACGUAAAAAUACCCAAUAGGACCAAGUGUCCUAUUGGCUCCCUUUCCAGCUGUCAAACCCCCUGAGUGUGAGUACAGUGUAGCGACAGGACACUUCAGUCCACCGAAGGGCAGUGCUGGGAUGCUACUUCCAGACAACUACUACGGUUUCCCGUUUCUUACAUUCUUGUUACAAAGCGCUUUGUAACAGGUACUGACAUUGACCAUAAAACCAUUCAGUGUACAAACUGAACCCACCCAUGACUUUGGUCUUAUGUUCUAGUUCAGCUCAGGAGCCAGACACAGGCUCAGCAUCUUGACUUCUCUGCUCUGCCUUCUUAUCAUGGGAGAAAUGGUAACCUAUAUUUUUUCACUCCGGUUUGAAAUAGAAACGUUUUGUACCCACUGGCUUUUUUACUCGCUUUUUUUUUUUUCUUCAAUAUAUACCUUUCUAGUAAGAAAAUGUCAUCAUAUGUGUAACUGGCUUUUCCAUGAUUUCUUGUAUCACAUCGUAUACUUUUGCCUUGAAGAUCCCUAAGAUAAGGAAAUCUGUGCUCAGCCUGGGUGGUCCGAUUUAGUGGAGACCGCUUAAAAAAUGCUGUCUAGCCCUGGGCUGGUGUGGCUCGGUUUGUUGGAGCAUCGCCUCAUGCGCUGAAAGGUGGUGGGUUCAAUUCCCAGUCAGGGCUACUCAGGUUUCAGUUCGAUCCCCAGUUGGAGUGAGUACG